Molecule: messenger RNA, 2623 nt
Organism: Cuscuta europaea
Lineage: Eukaryota; Viridiplantae; Streptophyta; Magnoliopsida; Solanales; Convolvulaceae
Source: the annotation of a GenBank genome assembly
UGCGUGGUCAGGUGAAAAUCUUGAUCCUAGUCCAAGACCAUGACACAUAUUCAGUUAAUCAUAAUGAACUCCUUGAAAGGAACAGUUCUCUGUUCUGCAGCCGAGAGAGAUAUUUAAUCUAAUCUGAAACUUCCCUAAUAAUUUACCAUCAUAAUUACUCCGUAUAAAAUUAUUACCCGAGUACUACUCGUAUUAGAUCAGCAUGAUUAACACACCAUUAAAUUCAACUCCAAGUUCAACCCUUUCUUUUCUUCUCUUUUAAGGAUCUAAAUUUAUUACAGUAGAUCACUAUCUUCCAUUACCCAAGAUUGAAGCUUCUCAUCUGAAUCGAUUUCCAAUAUAUAUCAGCGCAAAAGACCCAUUAAACUUAUUUACCCCCGAUAAAGGCCUCAACUUUACGCUUGAUCACAAGUAGGGUUAUUGUAAAUGUGUGAAGAUAUCAUCUUUAGUGUAGCUUUCUGAGAUUUAACAGCUUUUUUCCUCAGUGGAAGGUUUUAUUUGUUUGGGGAAAAGUGGGAUUCAAGAUGAUGGGAAAGGUAGGGAUUUUAGUAUGUAUAUGGUUUCUUGUUUGUGGGUCUUGUUUGGGUAGAUUUGUGGUGGAGAAGAACAGUUUGAGGGUGACGUCCCCAGUCUCCAUCAAAGAUGUGUAUGAGUGUGCGAUUGGGAAUUUUGGUGUUCCACAGUAUGGAGGUACCAUGACGGGCGUUGUGAUGCACCCAAAUGCUAACCAAAAGGCCUGUGGAAGCUUCGAUGAUGUCCAUGUUUCCUUUAAAUCCAAGCCUGGUAGCAUGCCCGUUUUUGUUCUUGUGGAUCGUGGAGAUUGCUACUUUACUGUAAAGGCAUGGAAUGCUCAGAAAUCUGGAGCUGCGGCUAUUUUAGUUGCCGAUGAUAGGACAGAGCCUUUGAUCACCAUGGACACCCCAGAGGAAGAACACUCACUGGCAGAUUAUCUGCAGAAUAUAACCAUCCCUUCAGCACUUAUUAGUAAGGAGCUCGGGGAUAAAAUCAAGAAGGAGCUUUCAAAAGGAGAGAUGGUAGUCAUCAACCUUGAUUGGAGGGAGGCUCUUCCGCAUCCAGAUGAACGAGUUGAGUAUGAAUUCUGGACAAACAGUAAUGACGAGUGUGGGCCCAAGUGUGUGAGUCAAAUAGAGUUUGUCAAAAGUUUCAAAGGUGUUGCACAGAUUCUCGAGCAGAAAGGGUAUACACAAUUUACCCCACGGUACAUUACUUGGUACUGCCCGGAGGCUUUUACUUUGAGCAAACAGUGCAAGUCUCAGUGCAUCAACCAUGGGAGAUACUGUGCUCCGGACCCCGAACAAGACUUCACUCGAGGGUAUGAUGGGAAAGAUGUUGUUUUGCAGAACUUGCACCAAAUUUGUUUCUUCAGGGUGGCAAAUGAAAGUGGGAAGCCUUGGCUUUGGUGGGACUAUGUCACAGAUUUUUCAAUCCGCUGCCCGAUGAAAGAUAAGAAAUACACAAAAGACUGUGCAGAUCAAGUGAUCCAAACACUUGGCAUUGAUGUUAAAAAGGUUGACAAGUGUGUAGGGGAUCCUGAAGCAGAUGUGGAGAACCCGGUUCUUAAGGUUGAACAAGAAGCGCAGAUAGGAAAAGGUGCCCGUGGAGAUGUGACUAUAUUGCCAACUCUAGUCGUAAACAAUAGACAGUAUAGAGGCAAGCUUGACAAGGGAGCAGUUCUAAAGGCUAUUUGCUCAGGAUUUGAGGAGACAACGGAGCCCACAAUUUGCUUAGCUGAUGAUAUACAAACAAAUGAGUGUUUGCAGAACAACGGUGGGUGCUGGCAGGAUAAGUCUUCUAAUAUUACUGCAUGCAGGGACACUUUCCGAGGGAGGGUAUGCCAGUGCCCCAUUGUGCAAGGAGUGCAAUUCGUUGGUGAUGGUUAUACUCACUGUGAAGCAUCUGGAGCAUUGCGAUGUGGAAUUAAUAAUGGAGGUUGCUGGAAGCAAACAAAGGGUGGACGCACAUUUUCUGCUUGCAUUGAUGACAAAACAAGUGGUUGCAAAUGUCCUCCUGGUUUCAAAGGUGAUGGGAUCAACAGUUGUGAAGAUGUUGAUGAAUGCAAAGAGAAACUGGCUUGCCAAUGUCCGGAGUGCAAAUGUAAGAACACAUGGGGCAGUUAUGAAUGCAGUUGCCGAGGUGAUCUGUUAUACAUGCAUGAACACGACACAUGCAUAGCUGGUAAAGAUGUAAAAACAGGUUUCACCUGGGGCACUUUCUGGGUAAUUGUCCUUGCAUUGGCUGCAGUUGGAGUUUCGGGAUAUGCAGUUUACAAAUAUCGGAUUCGGAGAUACAUGGAUUCUGAGAUCCGUGCUAUAAUGGCUCAGUACAUGCCUCUAGAUAACAAUGGUGAAUUGCCUAACCAAACUUCUCAUGGGAAUGUAUGAUUGUCAAGCUCUCUUCCAUCAAAGUUCAAAGCCGAGGAAACAUUGUAAAUUUGCAGUUACUUGACGUGAUAUGUUUUCCCAGUGCCACUAGCAGCCUUGUGCACGCGGACUCUCGUAUUCAUUAGCAGAAACGAGAAACGAAAUUUUAUUUGUAUUCGUAGGAUACUUAGGAUGUGCAAUAAAGUCCUUGUGGCAUGGGAAAUGUUAGCCAAAUAGUUUUU